Anopheles nili is the source of this 1590-nucleotide messenger RNA. It is a transcript of the gene CysRS-m, whose product is annotated as probable cysteine--tRNA ligase, mitochondrial. Lineage: Eukaryota; Metazoa; Arthropoda; Insecta; Diptera; Culicidae. Gene Ontology annotation, biological process: cysteinyl-tRNA aminoacylation. Gene Ontology annotation, molecular function: ATP binding; cysteine-tRNA ligase activity. Gene Ontology annotation, cellular component: cytoplasm. The record is from RefSeq and is a predicted model, not a curated record. The coding region runs from base 1 to 1590 and encodes 529 amino acids. The transcript has a single exon.
AUGUUUUAUCGUUCGCAUUUGCUACGAAAAUACUCUACAACUACAAAACUCCCUGCCGAUUUGAGAGUGUAUGAUGGCAGACUCAAAGAAAAAGUGCCACUUCAUAUUCAACGUGAAAAGCCGUACGUUUCCUUCUACACCUGUGGACCCACGGUUUACGAUUCCGCCCAUAUAGGCCACGCGAGUUGUUACGUGCGGCUGGAUAUACUGCAGCGCAUUUUACGCCACCACUUCCGGAUGCCAUUAAUUACUGCGAUGAAUGUGACGGAUAUCGAUGAUAAGAUUAUUGUGCGCGCCCAAGAACGGAACAUCGACUGGCGGAACUUGGCACGCCACUACGAGGACGAGUUCUGGAGCGAUCUUAACAGACUGAACGUACGUUCACCCGAUGUGAAGCUGCGCGUUACCGACCACAUGCCAGCAAUAAUCCGUUUCGUGCAAACGCUCGUCGAUAAAGGGUAUGCCUAUUCCACCGCAGACGGUUCCGUUUACUUUGAAACAAGUAAAUAUAAACAGUACGGCAAGCUGCAGCAAGUCAAUCUCGAACAGACGUGCGAUUCGAGUUCGACCACCGCAUCUGGUAAAAUGCAUCCGUCCGAUUUUGCUCUCUGGAAAGCUUCCAAGCCCGGCGAACCGUUUUGGACGACCAUCUUUGGUAACGGACGACCCGGUUGGCACAUCGAGUGCUCAACUCUAGCCAGCCACAUCUUUGGCAGCAGGCUAGAUUUCCACGCCGGUGGACUGGAUCUUCGCUUUCCGCAUCACGAAAACGAAGAAACACAAAGUUGUUGCUAUCAUGACGUUCCGGAUUGGGUUACGCACUGGGUGCACACGGGACAACUUCAUCUCGAGGGACAGACUCACAAGAUGUCCAAAUCACUCAAAAAUACCAUAAGCAUUAGGGAGUUGCUGGAGCAGCACAGUGCUGACGAAUUUCGAAUGCUUUGUCUAAUGACCCACUACCGGAACGUUAUCGAAUACGGUGCCGAAGCCAUGGCGACUGCCAGAAACGUACUGCAAAAGUUCGACAGCUUCUUUAACGAUGCCAACGCCUACAUCGAUGGCCUGAAACCAACUACAUAUGGCGAGGCAAGCACUGACACACUACUCAAACAGCUGUCGGAUACGAAAACCAUCGUUGAACAGUUCUUGAAAAACGAUUUCAACACCGCAAAUACCAUUUUGGCGCUAACCAAACUUACCUCCAUCGUUCAAAAGGAAAUCAACGGUGGCAAAGCAGAAGAGAACAUUGUUCCAUCCCCCUUUGUCGGGGCAUCCAACGUUGGUGCCGUCCUAGCCAUUAGUGAAUACAUUCGAGAACAGUUACAAGUCUAUGGGUUGGAAUCAAAGAACAAGGACAGCUGCACGCAAAGCUCAUCAAACGAGGGCGUAAAGGAUCAAUCAUUUGAACGUCUAAUCGAGACGAUAGUAUCCGCGAGAAGCGAUAUUCGCUUGCAGGCGAUAGAAACCAAAGAUAGGCAGCUAUUUCACGUUUGUGAUCUUCUACGGGAUCAUUUAAAGACAGCCAACAUCGAAUUGAAAGAUCAUGGCAAAACAUCAUCUUGGAAUUUAAGGCGCACAAAGAGCUAG